UUCCUUGUGGCAGGCGAGGGGAGAGGCGGGGUGGGGAAGGCUUCCUGAGCACACGCCGGCCAGCUGGGACCUCCACAGCUGUCCCUGGAAGGAGUGCCGGAGGAAGCCCAUUGACUCACAGUACAAGGAGCGUCCAGUGGCAGCCUUGGAAGGAAGAGCCAGGCAGCAGGCAGGCAGGCAGCAGGCCAUGCAUGUCAGACACCUCUUCCAGGCCCUGGCAGCCUGGUGGCUCUCUGGGACUCUCUUGGCCAGCUGUGAGGACACCAAGACCAACGUGCCCCGACUCCGCCUGUCCUACAAAGAUCUCUUGACUGCUAACCGAUCGAGCGUGUUUUUUGGCCACCGGGGGUUCCCGGAUUUCCGCUCCCUGUACCUGGAUGAAUACCGUGAUCGGCUCUUCAUUGGUGGAAAAGACACACUGUACUCCCUGCGCCUGGAUCAGAGCAGCACAGAUGCCAAGGAGAUUUCCUGGCCACCUCUCCCUGGGCAGAAGGAGGAAUGUGUUCGGAAGGGGAAGGACCCAAUGACCGAAUGUGCCAACUACAUCCGCACUCUUCAUCCUUUCAACCGGACACACCUGCUUGCCUGUGGCACAGGGGCCUUCCAUCCAGUCUGCGCCUUCAUCUACGUGGGACACCGUGGGGAGCACAUGUUAAGCCUGGAUCCCACAAGUGUGGAGAAUGGGCGCGGCAAGUGUCCACAUGAACCCAACAGGGCAUUUGCAAGCACCUUUACAGGUGGAGAGCUGUAUACAGGUCUCACGGCAGACUUCCUGGGCCGGGACUCGGUGAUCUUCCGCAGCAUGGGGGCCCGCUCUGCUCUGCGCACUGAGAUGGAUCAGCAGCUGCUCAAUGACCCAAAGUUCGUGGCUGCCUACUUGAUCCCUGACAAUGAUGACCGGGACAAUGACAAGGUCUACUUCUUCUUCACCGAGAAGGUGGCAGAGUCGGAUGGCAAAGGCCGUGCCAUCUUUAGCCGCAUUGGGCGAGUCUGUGUGAACGAUGCAGGGGGCCAGAGAGUCCUGGUCAACAAGUGGAGCACCUUCAACAAAGCCCGGCUGGUGUGCUCUGUUCCUGGUCCUGAUGGGAUAGACACUUACUUUGAUGAUCUGGAGGACAUCUUCCUACUGUGGACCAAAGAUGGGAAGAGCCCAGAGAUCUAUGCUCUCUUCAGCACCAUCAGCAAUGUAUUCCAAGGCUUUGCCAUCUGUGUGUAUCGCAUGGCAGACAUCUGGGAGGUCUUCAAUGGGCCCUUUGCCCAUAAAGAUGGCCCUGAUCACCAGUGGGCUGCCUAUGAGGGCAAGGUGCCAUACCCCAGGCCUGGAGUUUGUCCCAGCAAGACCACCAACCAGCCCCGUCGGCAGUAUGGCACCACCAAGGACUACCCUGAUGAGGUGCUGCACUUUGCCCGUGCUCACCCUCUGAUGUACAAGCCUGUGUAUCCAGUGCACCGCCAGCCUGUGCUGGUGAAAACCAACCUGCAACACCGGCUGCAUCAGAUCGUAGUGGAUCGAGUGGAAGCAGAGGAUGGGCAGUAUGAUGUCAUGUUCCUGGGGACAGAUGCAGGCUCCAUUCUGAAGGUCAUAGCCCUGCAGAAGGGAAACUUUGCAGCUGCUGAAGAAGUCAUUCUGGAGGAGCUGCAGGUUUUUAAGGCUCCUACGCCCAUUACUGACAUGGAAAUCUCUGUCAAACGACAAAUGCUCUACGUGGGCUCCCGCCUAGGGGUGGCUCAGGUGAAGCUGCACCAGUGUGAGACCUAUGGCACAGCCUGUGCUGAGUGUUGCCUGGCACGAGACCCAUACUGUGCCUGGGAUGGUGUCUCCUGCACCCGCUACCAGCCAGCGGGCAAGCGCCGAUUCCGCCGCCAGGAUAUCCGUAACGGGAACCCCAUGCACCAGUGCCUGGAUCAGAACCUGACCCUGGAUGAUUUUGACAGUGCUGAGGAGAAGCUGGUCUAUGGGACAGAGCACAACAGCACCUUCCUGGAGUGUGUCCCCAAGUCACCCCAAGCAACUGUGCAGUGGUUCAUGCAGAGGCCCCAGGAUGAGCAAAGGGAUGAGGGUUUCUUGCAGGUGAAGACUGAUGAAAGGAUCCUGAAGACAGAGCAGGGGCUGCUGUUUCGGAAGCUGUACCGCCAGGACGCUGGCACCUACUACUGCAAGACUCUGGAGCACGGCUUCACCCAGACCAUCACCAAGAUUGCGCUGGAGGUGAUCGAGAGUGAGCAGCUGGAGCAUGUCUUCCAGCGAGAGGAUGAGCCAGUACGCCCGCCCUGCCUAGUGCCAGAGCCACGCCUGCCACAUGGGCAGAGGGCAUGGUUCAAGGACAUAAUGCACCUUAUUGGCUAUGCCAAUCUGCAGCGGAUAGAGGAGUACUGUGAGCGGGUGUGGUGCAGUGACCGGCAGCGCCGCAAGGGCAAACUCUCCAAGGGCAAAAACGCACUCGUCAUCCCAGACGCCACCAGAAAAGGAAGGAACAAGCAGCACAGUGAGAGGAACCGCAUGCCCAGGCAGGCUGUGGCCACAUAGAGUUUUUAGGGAAGGGGCGGGGGGUGGGACAUGGACUGGGGUGACCAGUGUGGAACAUCCCCUCCCUGUAAACGAGGAGCAGCCCACCCGGGAGUGGUGUCCAGGCUGUUCUGACAAUAGGACUCGCCAAGCCAGCAUGACUGGGCCUGGAGACAUCAGCCCCCAGAAGCCCAUGGCAACUGCUUGCCACCUUCAUCUCUAGCACCAAAGGCAGCUUGGGGAGCCUCCUCUGACCAUCGAGCAUGCAUUCCCCACUCUGCUCCACCAUGCCUCCUGCUUGGCAGCACCUUGUUUCCGACCUGGUUGUAGGUGCGUGGAAGGUCCUAGUGGUAUUCAUCACAACAAUGGGAAGUCCCUGGCUAUCUGAGCACAUCCCCCAAGAUAGAGGGCUUACCCUGAGAGACGUGAUGCUCAGGAGGAUGGUGGGGCAGAACAAAGCAAAAGGGACAGGUGGAAAAUGUGGUGGACAGUGCACGUGGGGCUGAGAGAGAAGCAGCAUUGUUUCUAAUGGACAGAGCAAUGGACUGGGACUCUGGUAACCUGUGUUCUCUACUGCUGGCCUCUUGGGUGACCUUGGGCAAGUCACUUCCCAUCUCUGUGCCUCAGUUUUCCCAUCUGUAAAAUGUGGAUAAUGCUCUUGACCUCUUUUGUAAAGUACUUUGAGACCUGCUGGUGGCAAGCAUUGUAUAAGAGUGCA
Gavialis gangeticus (Gharial) is the source of this 3224-nucleotide messenger RNA. RefSeq names its product semaphorin 3G (gene SEMA3G). The transcript is spliced from 16 exons. The record is from RefSeq and is a predicted model, not a curated record. Lineage: Eukaryota; Metazoa; Chordata; Crocodylia; Gavialidae. Gene Ontology annotation, molecular function: chemorepellent activity; semaphorin receptor binding. The coding region runs from base 188 to 2527 and encodes 779 amino acids. Gene Ontology annotation, biological process: positive regulation of cell migration; negative regulation of axon extension involved in axon guidance; axon guidance.